AUGACAACCGGCUCCGACUCUGAGCCCGGCCGCGGCGGGGGCGACGAGGGCCCGGCGAACUCGGGCUUCCCUUCAGUCUUCUGUUUGGGAGCCCCCCACCCCCAGUUACCUCCUUCCCACCUCCCUUUCCAGGACUCCCGCCUCCCCGAGCGCCGGGGCCCAGAAACUGACCCUCGUCAGCCCCCGUCCCCAGCCCUUCCCCGCCCCCCGGAAAAAAGCGGCGGAGGGGCGUGGAGCGGCGCGCGCGGGUACGGUGGGGGCGCGCGCCCCCGGGCCCGCGCAGCAGGUGCGGCCAGGCCCCACCUCCCCUACGAGGCCCCGGCUACUCACCCCAACGAUGUUCCUCAGCGACCUAGCCGCCCGCACAGACGCCUCUUCCGCCUGCUGCACGCGCGCCUCGUAGCCACCGCCCCCUCGGCCGCUGCCGUCGCCGCCGUCCUCGCCGCCGCCGCCGCCGCCGCGGCGCGCGCCCGCUCUCACGCACAGCGCCGUGGCCGCGCACGCGCCUCUGCGCGCUGGCGUCACUUAGCAACCGAUCGACCGCGGGCCGGCGAGUCCCAGGGUUUAGGGCCCCGGGGAGAACUUGGGCGGGUUCCGCCGCUUUCCCCCCUCAGCGGCCCGACCUGCUGGCCCUCCCGAGCAAGGGCCCAGGGCGUGGCUGCCCUUCCCGCACCUGGCUGCGGGAGAGUCGCGUCAGCCCACGUCACUGUAUGGCGUCACCGGGCACGUCACUGCGGAUGGCAAGGUCCGGGCGCCUGUGGUGGCGAGAGCGGUGGCCUCGUCCAGACUGGCGCGGGCCGGAUGGGCAGCUUCUGCCGGGUGCAGGAUGGGUCUGGGUGCGCGGUUGUCGAGGGCUGCUGGGGGCGUGACGAACCGAGCCAUGCUCGUCCAGUCUACACUGGAAAGUUGCGAAGCUAAAGCAGAUUAAUAUGGGAAAAGACGCUUUGUAAAGCGUAACGCCCACCAGACUUGACAGUGUCUUUCUCUUACAAGAAGGCCGUGGGGCGAGAGCAAUGAGGAACACAUUGGAACAAUGGCGUUAGUGAAUCUGGGUGCAAAUGCGACUCUGGGCGAUGUUGGCAAGUCCGUCCCCCUAGGGCCUUGGGCAAGCUGGGGCACCGGGGUGCGGGAGUGGGGGCGAAGCUGGGAAGGACUUAGUUCCAGGCAAGGGAAACUUCGUGAACAGGACGUGGGAAUGGACAUGGGGCAGGGAGACUCCAGACAAGGUGGGGUAAGAACUUCAGCGGUGGGAACGUGGAAGAGGGGCUAGAUGUGGGUAGGUCUGACUGCAUUGAGAAGUGAGCAGCCAGCUGUCCAGUGCGGGUGCUGGGGUUGGUGGUAGUGAGGUUUAGUAAGAUCAGAAGGCCGGGUUAUCCACAGGUGUGUACCUUUCUAAAUAGCGGUGGACACUCCUAAGGAGGAUGGUCAGAUUGUGCCGGCCAUGAUGAUGAGAUCAAAUGCGGGCACGUUUGUUGGGGAGACGCUUAUUCUGCACCCGCAGUGUCUCCUUCCGUGUGGAAUGGCAUCAUUAGAACAACCCCAGCUGUUCCCUGUACCUGUGCCCACCCAGGAGGGUGGAGUGACUUCCUGACUGAUGAACUGAAAAGGAGAAAGGGCAUGUGAACUCCAUGCCAUUCUUUUUCUCAUCAAAGAGGGAACUGCCCUGGUUCCUCCUCUGCUGCUUUGGGGUGAGGGUGCUUGGUGCAGGGCUACAAAGCCAGUAAACCUGUUUAAUUCCAGCGUGCAGCAUUAGGAAAUCCUCGCCACAGGUGAUGGCCACCUUUGUCCUGUUGUACAGAAUAAUGCUCCCCACUGACCCCCUGCCCGUGAUACCCAUAUUCUGAGCUCUAGAACCUGUUCCCUUACUUGGCAAGGGGAACUUUACAGAUGCGAUUAAAUUAAGGCUCUGAGGCAAUUAUCCUGGAUCACCGGACUGGAAGCGGAGGGAGAGAAUGGGAACAGAUGUAAGGAUGGAAGCAGAGGAGAGAGAGAGAAAUUUGAAAAUGAGACACUGUUGGCCUCCAAAUGGACCCAAGGAAUGCAGGCAGCCUUAUGGGGGUGGGGACACGUUUUUCUGCCAAGGGCCAUGUGGAUAUUUAUAACAUCAUGCCUGGGCCAUAGGCAAUUAUCAGCUUAAAAAUUCACCUGCUGUAGACUUAGUGAAUUUCAGGUCUCCCCUGUCCUUGCCUUGGCAGCACCAGACCAGUUGAUUUCAUGGGCCUUAUACUGCCUGCAGUUCAGAUGUUCUCCACCCCUGCUAGAAGGUAGACAGAGCAAGAAAACGGAUUCUUCCCUAGAGCUCCCAGAAGGAACACAGCCCUGACCACAUCUCCACGGCCAGACUCACCUUGAGAGUUAUAAGCUAAUAAAUUUGUAUUGGUUAAAGCCACUAAGCUUGUGGUAAUUUGUUGCAACAGCAAAAGGAAACUAAUACAGUCAGUAAUAAAAAAUAAUUGGUUUCUUGCAACAUUCUCUUUUAUCAGGAAAAGAAGGGUACAGCUUUUUGGGCCCCUUCAGAAAUGAUAGCAAUGUGGCGGUGACUUGAUUGACAGCACCUCCACAGCCAGAGGGAACGCCCCAGAGAUAGUCAAAUUAUCCAAAAAUGAGAAAAGUUGAGUUAAAAUAAAAGCAGAUCUGGAGAACACUAACCCAUGUAAUGGAUAUUUUAAGCCCUAAGCAUAGAUGAGAUUGAUCAGGGAGAAAAUAUAGAAGGAAUAAUGAGUAGAAAGGGUAGAGCCCCCUGGGACCCACUUUAUUUGAAAGAGUUACAGACAGAGAAAGGUCUUAUAUCCACUGGUUUAAUCCCCAAGUGGCCAAUCUGAAGCCAAGAGCCAGGAGCUUCUUCCGGGUCUCCCAUGUGAGUGCAGAGGCCCAAGCACUUGGGCCAUCUUCUGCUGCUUUCCCAGGCCAUCUGCAGGGAGCUGGAUCAGAAGUGAAGCAGCCAGCCCUGAAACCGGCACCCAUAUGGGAUGCUGGCACUGCAAGGUGGAGGCUCAGCUUACAGCACCAGCCCCAGAACGCACCAACUUUGAAAGCAGGUGGAGAGUGACCAGAAGCCCACAAAGUUUGAGAAAGAGUGGCAAGAAAGAUGAAAGGAGAAUGAGGUGAAUGUAGUGCCUUGGAAGUCAAGGUAGGAAAGACGUGCAAGAUGGAAGGGGAUCCAUGGAGCUAGAAACAACAAAUAGUUCAAGUAUAUCUAGGGCUAGAAAGCACUGACUGGAUUUAGCAAAAGAAUGAUUAGUGUGGGGCUGGUGCUGUGGCAUAGCAGGUAAAGCCACCACCUUCAAUGCUGGCAUCCCAUAUGGGUGCCAAUUUGAGUCCCGGCUUCUCCACUUCCAAUCCAGCUCUCUGCUAUGGCCUAGGAAAGCAGUAGAUGGCCCAGGUGCUUGGGCCCCUGCACCCUGUGGGAGACUGGAAGAAGCUCCUGGCUUCAGAUUGGCCCAGUUGCAGCUGUUGCAGCCACUUGGAGAGUGAACCAGCAGAUGGAAAACUUUUUUCUCUGUCUCUCUGCCUUUCAAAUAAAUAAUAAAUAUAUCUUUAAAAAAAAGAAUGAUGGGUGACAGCAAUAGCAACUUCAGUGGGUAGUGGAGGCAGACGCCAAAUCACUGCGUCUACAAGACAGAUCAGUGUAGUGGAUUGGCCUCUGGCUGGGCUGAUGGGAGUGGGAUGUUCUAGUCUCAGUCCUGGCCAAUGACUAGCUAGAUAACCUUGGGCAAAUCACUCAAUUUUCCAGGUUUUAGCUUUACCAUCUGUCAAAGGAGAGGCUCGGGCUGAGUCUAUAAUUUUCACAUUAAUUCUUAGAUGAUCCUACUAACUUUAUAUUACGUUAUUUUACCCGUAACUGCACCUUCCAAAUCCUACCCAGAUCAUUUCACCAAACAUUAAGAGUCAGUACAUAUGUGCCAGUUUGGAGAGGGAGAAACACGUAAGUAUUAUUUGUUGCCAUAUGCAAGGUAUAAAUGUACUGUAAUGAUAACAGAAUCUGCAGGAGGUGACACGAGGGCUAUAUAAAGGGAUACAGUUGAGGGAUCUAUCAGGUGUACCUAAUGGAAGUUAAGGAGCUGUCCUUACCUGCACUGGGUAGGUACUGUAUAUCUCAGACGUGAGCAGGAGUUACCAGGGCGUAUCUCCACAGGGACAAAAAAACCAGGAGCACUGUGCUGAGCUGGUGGUGCCACUUACUACCUUCCAGGUAGUCUUGUUUUCAUCUGAAGGAAUAUUUAUGUAUAGUUAUUUCUAAACUAUAACUGUUUAUUUGAAAAAAAAAUGGCCACAAAUAAAAGUUAAAUGCAAGAGUAAUUGAUUUAUCUUCCCAGCAGAUCCAAAAGGAAACAUAUUUAUUGUUGUAAAUGCCGUGCUGUAGCACAUUUGCUUAUCUAGUCCUCAUAGAUCAUCUCCUUUAAUUUUGCAGACACUGGAUUACUGUAUCGACCACUGACAUUGUAUCUCAGUUUCAGCAGGUAACGCUGCCCAGGGUCAUAAAGCAGUUCAGCAGUAGAAGAAGAUUUAGACCCAGCACAGGCUUUGUCUCUCCAGGAAACCUUCCCUCAGGCUCUUAGUUGAUUUAAGUGCCCUUCCUCUGCAAUUAUGGACAGAACACGUACAUAUAUAUUUGACCACUUCUGCAGUCAUACUGGGGCUUACUAUGUGCCAGCCGCAUGGUGUGUGUGUUACCGCAUUUCAAUCUGAGAUACCUAGAUAUCUUUUCCUGAAUAAAAAAAAAAAAAAAAGAAGAAAUUUCAUUAUCGGCCUGGGAAAGCAGUAGAAAAUGGCCCAAAUGCUUGGGCCCCUGCACCCAUGUGGGAGACCCAGAAGAAGCUCCUGAAUUUGGAUGGGACCAGCUCCGGCUGUUGCAGCCACUUGGGGAGUGAACCAGCAAAUGGAAGACCUUUCUCUCUGUCUCUCCUUCUCUCUGUAACUCUAUCUC
Oryctolagus cuniculus (rabbit) is the source of this 4927-nucleotide messenger RNA. Lineage: Eukaryota; Metazoa; Chordata; Mammalia; Lagomorpha; Leporidae. The record is from RefSeq and is a predicted model, not a curated record.